AUACCACCGACAUGAGGGCAUGAUUGAAAAUUCACUGCCAAGUAUGUGUUCCGGUUGGGUCAAAAUCCCAUGAGGGCUAUGAGGUUCCUGCUUCCUGACAAGGAAAUGUGCUCUGCCUGUUUGACACCCGUGUAUCCGAUGGAAAAAAUGGUGGCCAACAAACUUAUCCUGCACAAGAGCUGUUUCUGCUGUAAACACUGUAAGAAGAAGCUCAGCAUCCACAACUGUUCAUCUCUUUAUGGGGAGUUCUACUGCAUUUCUCAUUACCGACAGCUUUUUAUAAGAAAAGGAAAUUAUGACGAAGGAUUUGGGCACAAGCAACACAAAGACCAUUGGCUUCAGAAAGAUAAAGGCACAGAUGAGCCAGACGCUGUGUCCACUCCCAAAGUGUCCACUCCCAAAGCGUCCACUCCCAAAGCGUCCACUCCCAAAGUCACAAAAAGUACAAAAAGCAUCAUCGACACAAAUGAUGGCAUCAGAGAUUCCUCUGCUAGUGUGUUUGUUACAAAGUCUUCUGCAAGAGAUCUGGGAUCCAACAGUGGUGCUGAUGUUAAGGGCAAACUAAAAAUGAGCUGGCCACCAGAGAAGAAGAGUGCAGGGGUUAAUCUAGCUCCACAAACAUAUGAGAAAAAUAACAUACCUGACAUUUGCAAAACAUCCUCUUACAUUAGGAGCUCCUCAGAGCAUCAAAAGAGUGACACCAAGCAGGUGAAGAUGAACCAUGCUGGAGAGGUGAAAGAUAAAGUGAAGACAUUGUCAAGCUCCUUCACUUCAGGGAUCAAGGGAGAAACAAAGACAACAGUUUAUAACUCAACUGAGAAGUUCUCCUCAAAGGAAACCAUAACAAGGAGUGAUCCAAUCAAAGUGGGGCGUUUUAAAGACAGCGUGGACAGCAGCUCUCCAAGAGUGCUUCACUUUACUGGGCCCUCCAAAGAGAAGAGUGUUACUGCCACAAACCAAACACCAGAGCUGAGAAAUGUGACACAAACAUCAAAGACGAACUACAGUCCAACGCUGAAAAGGAAGGACGGUUUUCAAAAUAAGGCUAAGAAGGCAGUACGAUUCUCUCCAAAUGUUGAAGUUGCCAAGUAUGACCUGUCUCCUCAAGUGUCCACAGAAGACAAAGAGGACACUGCACAGCGUUUAGAUCCAAUUGAAGAGAGCAAGGAGAGUAAAUCCAAGGAUUUAAAUAAUGACAGUGACAAAAACAACGUGGAGAAUUUGUCCUCUGAGGGGGAAAGGGAAGUUAACCUUGAAAUCCCAGAAUACAAAGGCAGCAGAGAAAUAAGCACAACCUUGAACCAAGAGCCAGAUGUUAAGGUGGAGAGCAGUGAGGAGAUCCCACAGACAGGUGGAGAUGUUGUGAAUGGAGUAUCAGACAAGGUAGAAGAGUCAGCUAAUACUUUCACUGAGACUGUUGAACCAACUCCAGAAAUUGUGAAACAACAAGAGCCAUCUGAGAGGUCAGACAUAAAUCCAACAGACUCCGUCAACCAAAGUAAGUCAGAAAAUCCAGGUGCUCCUGCAGAACAGUCGAGCAGAGAGGAGGCCAGUCUUCAGAGGGAUACAAAUCUACUUGAAAAGGCCGACCCCGCCAAUGAUGAAGAGAGUGGGAGUCAAAGGAAGCCUGUUGCAAGAUCAAAUUCUCUGAAGGGUUCAGCAAAGCCAGCUGAAAAGCCAAAAGCCAGACUUGGAUCCUGGUCCAAAGGAAAGAGUCCUUUGACAAAGCUCUUCAAAUCAGGUGGAAGUGACAAGGCAACCAAAAGUGAACAGAAAGAUGUGAAAAAAACAGAUGGAAAACUCAGUGGUGGACUUUUAGGAAGACUGUUUCAAUCAUCUUCAGAGAAGGCAGAGGACAACACGAAAUCAGCUGUGCAAGAUGAAGGGAAGGACAAAACAGGUGCUGAUGGCAAGACAACAGAGGAAGCACAAGAGGUUGCUUCUGAUGAGACUCUAAAGAAGGCUGAGGUGGUUCAUGAGGAAGAGGCCGGGGGACAUAAAGAGGAGGAGUCCCAGUCCGCAGAGCCAAACACCCCAGAUAGUAAAGAAAGUCCAACUGUGAGCGAAGAGCCAACUGACAUGCUCAAAACUUCAACAAGUGAACCACAGGAAGACCAGACAGCUCCAGAACAAAAAGAGACAAAUCACACUGAUGACCAAGAAUCUGAUUUACAAAGUAGUCCCUCUUCAAACCUGCCUGUGGCUGAUCCUGAUCCUGAUCCUAAUCCUGGGGAAGCUGAGUCUACAGAUCUUCCCAUUACUGUGGAAUCAGAGAGUCAGGGAACUGAGGAGUCCAGCACUCAGUUACCAGCUGAGAAAACUGCCGAUGAAGAUUUGAAAGUUUCAUUUGAUGAUAAUAUUUUUGGAGAUAGUCUCAGUUCAGCACAUGAUGACCCAUUCCCCGUCCAGAUGAAUCCUAAUGAAUCUGCCCAAAAGCCAAAAGAAGUGCUGGAUGCACCAGACAUCGGAGGACAAGACCUGUUUGGUGGAGCGCUUCUUGAUACCAACCAUGGAGCUCCUCCAGGUCUGACUGAUCUUUUUGGUUCACUUGACUCUCAAGAUCUAUUCAUGAACAACCCUGGGGAUCCAUUUUCAUCUCCUCUGAGUGACACAGUUUUGUCUGAAGCUUCUCCUGGUGAAGCUUUUAGUCUGUUCGACUCACAAACCCACUCAACAUCAACCGAGAGUGAAGUGAUGCUUGGCCUCUCGGAUCCUCUUGUCCUAUCUGAUCCAGCACCUCUAAACCAAACUGAGGAUGAAACUUUAAGUCCUUUGAGUACAAGCAGUCAGACGAAAGAGGACAAAACUUUAAGUCCUUUAAGUACAAGCAGUCAGACGAAAGAGCAGGAAACCAACUUCGACAUAUUCAGCUCCAAUGAUUUUCUGUUCACUCCAUCACCUGCUGAAAAUGUGCCUCAUCACGAAGGAGCUGAUGCUUCAACAAACCAGCCAUCCACCUUUCCUGAUGAUAUCUUUGGAGUCAGUGACUUCUCCAGCAGUGUGGACAUGUUUGCAGCUCUGCCUCCCGCUGCAGGAACGUCUGACUCACUGAAUGAUUUCCUCGGAGCAGAUACGUUUUCAACUUCUGCCCCGCCAACGCAGACAGAUCUCUUUGCUUCAGACUUCUUUGCAUCAGAACCACAGCUGCUACCAGUGUCUGAACCAAGUGAUCUGGAUUUGUUUGGGGGCGGUCUUUUAGUGGCUGACAACAACAGCAGCAGCAGUGAGCAAACAGCACCAAAUACUGUGACAGACAGUAGCUGGAUGGAUGAUUUACUCGGGUGAAAGCAAUGACACGUUUACUUAAUGACACAAUUUGAAUGUCUUAAAAUAAUAAAGACAUGCUACUUCUUGAUGUUUCUGAAACACACUUGAACCGAUUUGAAAACCACUUGACAAUCAUCUCACAGAAAUAACAUAGUGUUUUUCUUAUUGCAUUUUAUUAUGGAUUAUGUAUCAAAUGAAACCUGUAAUAUAAAUGUCAUUUCAAAUAUGGUUCCAGAUUUUGUAUUACAGUUUCAAACUGAUUGUAUAUUUUAAUGUAUUGAUUUUCUUCAGCACAUACAGAAGCUUGAACUGAUAAUGUGCUGAAUGACUUAUUAUAAAAGGAUCUGGCUUGAAUAAAGUGUUAAUGUAAUCAAAGAGUAAGGGUUAAUAACUCAGUUUAAUUCAUCUUUGAAAAGUUGUAAAUACUGUGAUAUUAAAAUGUGUUUGUUCUAAAUGUAUUCAUUGAUGAUUUAUCAAAUAAAAUCACAACUUUGA
This is a messenger RNA of Notolabrus celidotus (New Zealand spotty), 3762 nucleotides long. RefSeq names its product flocculation protein FLO11-like. NCBI's taxonomy places the organism in Eukaryota, Metazoa, Chordata, Actinopteri, Labriformes, Labridae. Gene Ontology annotation, biological process: actin filament bundle assembly. The transcript is spliced from 3 exons. The record is from RefSeq and is a predicted model, not a curated record. Bases 70 to 3285 code for a protein of 1071 amino acids. Gene Ontology annotation, molecular function: actin filament binding. Gene Ontology annotation, cellular component: actin cytoskeleton; plasma membrane.